CACUCUAUUCAUCCCUGCGUUGUCCGCGGUUCGAACAUAUGCUCUCGCGACUAUGCUAGUUUUACAGUUGUGAGUUAGUAGUUCGUCUUCGUUAGCAAACACUUGAAACACUAUACUUCGCUUAUGUUCGAUAUGGUUUUUCAAUAAACGUUAUUAAAAUUAUCGUCUCAUUUUCGCGAUUUAUCUUUCGUAAUCUAAUCCACCUAAUCAUAAUUAUUACAAAAGUAAUUAGGCAUUGGUAGCCCCAGAAAUUUCAUUGCUAGUGCUAGAGUAGCUGGUAUCGCGUCCUAGUUCCUGUUGAAGUGAUUUAUCACAUGUGCACUGAGUCAUAUUGAGGUAUAUGUACGAGUAUUACUUCAGUGGAUAGCAGAGCUGGUACAUACAUAUAUGUACGUUAAACAUGUGUUUUCCAACUUUUAAACAAUCGUUCUGUUUCUGUUCGUUGAGAACUGGAGUCCACCUCAUUUGCGGCAUUAGCUUAUUAUGGAACAUAGGCUGGUUCUUUUUUGAUAAAAACGAAAGUCCACCUUCCGUCCUAGAAAUUUUGGACAGUCAAAAUUUCUUCCAACUGCAUGAUGGGCAUCACUUCGCCGAGUACAGACAGUAUUAUUACAUCAUUCAGAUAGUAGUGUUGAUCUUAGCUCAGAUUGGAAUAUUUACAGUACGUAUGGAAAUCAUAACAAAAUCUCAACGGAACCAAUUAGUAGAGUAUAGUUUUAAACCUAAGACCUCGUCUCGCUGUUUAUAUCCACUGAUCAUGAGCGAACAGCUUAUGAUCUUUAUAUAUGUUUUUGCAACAAUACAUUAUGGCUACAUGUAUUAUAUGCGUUUUUCGGAAAGUAAAAGCAUAGUACUUACAAGCGACAUGCUCUACGCAAUGCUGUUCCCAAUACUAUCUGUACUCCAUUUCUAUUUGUGCUCGAUCAUCUACAAUUUAUUCAUCGAACUAUUAAAAGGAAACGACGGCUCAACAGUUACAACAUCCUUACCUGAAUCAGCUACCAGCCGGAAUGACCACGCGUCAUCACAUUUGUCUCCUCAUCAUAUACAAUUUCCAUAUGAUCCCGCCGCCAUAACGCCCACUUUUUGGAAAUAUCCGCCUAAUUUCCUCAAAACUGAACCCAAAUCGGUAGAUACUGCUGCUCGUGUUCCACUGUCAUCAGUGACAUCCCAAGUAUGAAGUCCUAUGGAUUAUAAAUCUACUGCAAUUAUCACGAAUAAGGAGAAAUUUCAUCAUUGUUGUUUUCUUUUUUUGUAAAUUGUUUUGUUCAUAAGUUUUAGGUACCUGUUAAGUUCCUACAUUUGAAUACCUAUUUAUAAUUUUUAUUGUUAGAGUGAAACAAUGAACUGAUUCCUAUUUGACAUUGAUUAAUAAUGUACAAAAUCCUCAAUAUAAUUUGCAGUUGGAA
This is a messenger RNA of Planococcus citri (citrus mealybug), 1409 nucleotides long. RefSeq lists its product as uncharacterized. The transcript has 6 exons. NCBI's taxonomy places the organism in Eukaryota, Metazoa, Arthropoda, Insecta, Hemiptera, Pseudococcidae. The record is from RefSeq and is a predicted model, not a curated record. Bases 401 to 1180 code for a protein of 259 amino acids.